AUGCUCGUUAGGCUCGACCACGAGCAACUUUGCGACCUUUGCGACAGUCCGUCAAUGGCGCAUGCGUCGGAAUACGGCAGCGUGAAGAAGAUGGCGGAGGGAGUAAACGAUGCCGAGCUACUCAAGGAGAAGGCCAAUAAAUACUUUAAAGAUAAAGACUAUGAAAAUGCAAUCAAGUUCUACUCCGAGGCCUUGGAGGUCAAUCCAUCCAAUGCCAUCUACUACAGCAACCGCAGCCUGGCGUACCUGCGCACCGAGUGCUACGGCUACGCCUUGGCGGAUGCGACCAAGGCCCUGGAUAUUGACAAGAACUAUAUCAAAGGCUAUUACCGCCGAGCCACCUCCAACAUGGCACUGGGCAAAUUCAAGGCAGCGCUCAAGGACUACGAGACGGUAGUGCGCGUUCGACCAAACGACAAGGACGCAAAAAUGAAGUACCAGGAAUGCAAUAAGAUCGUCAAGCAGAAGGCCUUCGAGAGAGCCAUCGCCAGCGACGAGAUCAAAAAGUCAGUCGUCGACUCGCUGGACAUCGAAAGCAUGACGAUCGAGGACGACUAUACGGGCCCCAAGCUGGAGGAGGGCAAGGUCACGCUGAAGUUCAUGAAGGAAAUGAUGGACUGGUUCAAGGAGCAGAAGAAAUUGCACAGAAAGUGCGCGUAUCAGAUUUUAGUGCAAGUGAAAGACCUUUUAUCCAAACUACCAAGUCUCGUUGAAGUCGCAUUACAAGAGGCGGAAAAAAUAACCAUUUGUGGCGACACGCACGGGCAGUACUACGAUCUCCUCAACAUUUUCGAGUUGAACGGCCUGCCGUCGGAGAGCAAUCCUUACCUGUUCAAUGGUGACUUUGUGGAUCGCGGCUCUUUCUCCGUGGAGGUGAUUCUCACCCUGUUUGGCUUCAAGCUGCUUUUCCCCGACAACUUUCACCUACUUCGAGGUAACCACGAGACGGACAACAUGAACCAGAUGUACGGCUUUGAGGGCGAGGUGAAAGCCAAGUACACGGCGCAGAUGUUCCAGCUGUUCAGCGAGGUUUUCCAGUGGCUGCCACUCGCGCAGUGCAUCAACAGCAAAAUACUGGUGAUGCACGGUGGGUUGUUCAGUGAAGACAGCGUCACGUUGGAGGACCUCAGGAAGAUCGAGAGGAACAGACAGCCUCCAGACUCAGGUCCCAUGUGUGACCUCCUGUGGUCGGACCCCCAGCCUCAGAACGGCCGAUCCGUCAGCAAGCGAGGCGUGAGCUGCCAGUUCGGGCCCGACGUGACUGAGCGUUUCCUGGAUCAGAACAAACUGGACUUCAUCAUCCGAAGUCACGAAGUCAAGGCGGAGGGCUACGAGGUCACUCACUCAGGAAAGUGCAUCACAGUCUUCUCGGCACCCAACUACUGUGACCAGAUGGGAAACAAAGGAGCUUUCAUCCACCUCAGGGGAUCCGAUCUCAAGCCAGAGUUCCACCAGUUCACUGCUGUGCCUCAUCCGAAUGUCAAGCCCAUGGCGUACGCCAACACGCUAAUGCAGAUGGGGAUGAUGUAGACCCUGGAAAAAGGACUCGGUCCGCCAAAACCGCCGGAAGCAUCACACUUCACGCCCUUCAGUGCUCCCUGACUCCCACUUGGGCCGAAGGGAUCCCACUCCCCCUCGCUUUAAUGAGGGAGAUCCCUUAGAACCCCCUCGCCAGGUCCACAAGUUUACCACUUCCAAACUGGAUAACACUUCCAGCGUAUGCUCGCCUCAUACAUUCAACCUUCAAACUCCUGGAUGCGUCUCUUAAGAUUUUGUUGAAGCUAUUUUUAAAUGGAUCACCUCUCGGGUCCGUACCAAAGAUCUGUAAUUGAAUGAUAGUCAAGGUUUCACCCAGGAGCGACUCUCAAAGAGUUUAGAACGUGCACGCAUCCAAUAUGGUUCAAGAGCGGCAUUUCUGUCAAUGUAUCUUAACAGUUGGUCAUUUUUUUUCACGUUCUUUUCAGGAAUACAAGCUUACCCGUAGAUGUUAUGAUCCCAGCUCAAAAAGAGAGACUGACUCUGGGUUCACACCGUGGUGCUGUUUACCAUUUUUGUGUUAUCUAGAACAGCUCAACGUUUAAUUUGCACUGCUGCUGCUUCUUCCCGGAGGAAGAUAUCGCUGCUCCCUCUCAGCCCUGCCAUCUUCUCACCCCGGCAGCUCACACACUGCCCCCGUUUUCCGAACCCAAACACCCGACAUGUCACCCCGGAAUUGUGGAUUAUUCCAGUUACACACAAAAAAUGUAAAAACGUCCAAAAUGUAACCCUGUCUUGAAAACGCACAGUCGCAUUGUCUGAUGACUCUACUUUUUAGGUAAAGAUAUACACUGAUGUGUAUGUAUAUAUAUACUGUAUCAUUAUUGAGAUUCCGUGUAAUGUUUGGAGAAAAAAACAAUUAAAAAUCAAUUCAGAGAUUUUAUAA
Syngnathus typhle (broad-nosed pipefish) is the source of this 2422-nucleotide messenger RNA. It is a transcript of the gene ppp5c, whose product is annotated as protein phosphatase 5, catalytic subunit. Gene Ontology annotation, cellular component: cytosol; nucleus. The record is from RefSeq and is a predicted model, not a curated record. Bases 1 to 1530 code for a protein of 509 amino acids. The transcript is spliced from 13 exons. NCBI's taxonomy places the organism in Eukaryota, Metazoa, Chordata, Actinopteri, Syngnathiformes, Syngnathidae. Gene Ontology annotation, molecular function: protein binding; protein serine/threonine phosphatase activity.